Messenger RNA from Miscanthus lutarioriparius, 1746 nucleotides. Lineage: Eukaryota; Viridiplantae; Streptophyta; Magnoliopsida; Poales; Poaceae. The record is from the annotation of a GenBank genome assembly.
AUGAGAGAUGGCAGCAACACCACCAAGAAGAGCAAGCUGUCAUGGUCCCAGAGCUUGGUGAGGAAGUGGUUCAACAUCAGGAGCAAGGCCCAUGACUUCCAUGCCGACGAUGUAGCCGCGAUUGGUAGGACAGUCGCGGGAGGGGGUGAUGAUGAGUGGAGGAGGGGCAGCAGCUUCACCCGUAGGGAGCCUAGCACAGUGAAGAAGAGCAAGACAGAGAGGUCCUCGAGGAGGAGCAAUGGGCACUCGAGGCGGGGAAAGAUCGACCUUGAUGCCGCCGAAGCUACAGUGACAUUGGACUAUAGGAUAUUUGUUGCUACAUGGAAUGUGGGUGGCCGUUCCCCACCAAAUAACAUGAGCCUUGAGGACUGGCUCCAUGCUGCACCUCCUGCUGACAUCUAUGUCCUCGGGUUUCAAGAAAUCGUUCCACUCAAUGCUGGGAACGUUCUUGGGACAGAGGACAAUGUCCCAGCAAAGAGGUGGGUGUCACUGGUCAGGAGGACACUGAACAAUUUGCCAGGUACUAGUGGCAAUGGGAGCUUCCGGACACCAUCUCCGGCUCCUAACCCUGUGGUGGAGAUCGAUGAUGAUUUUGAGGGUUUGUCAUCGAGGCAGAACAAUGCGACAUUCUUUCAUCGUCGGUCUUUCCAGGCUGGGCUUAGUCGGAGUUUGAGGAUGGAGGGUGACAUUCUUGCUCCUCAGCCAAGGCUGGAACGUCGGUACAGUGUCUGUGACCGAGCAAUCUAUGGUCCUAGGCCUAGCGACUAUGAGAACAACUACCGAUGGGGUGGAUCAUCAGAUGACGAGAAUAAUACUGGAGAGUCACCGAGUACUGUGUAUUCACCAAUGUCAUAUGGAUACGGCAAUGCAUCAUCUCUGGAAGAUAGCCAGAGACGAGGAGCUGGUCAAACUAGAUACUGUCUGGUGGCAAGCAAGCAAAUGGUGGGAUUGUUUCUGAUGAUUUGGGCUCGGAAAGACAUAAGAGAUGACAUAAGAAAUCUGAAAGUUUCUUGUGUUGGGAGAGGACUGAUGGGCUACCUUGGGAAUAAGGGUUCAAUUUCGAUUAGCAUGUCAUUGCACCAAACAAGCUUCUGCUUCGUCUGCAGCCACCUGACUUCGGGACAGAAGGAAGGUGAUGAGCUGCGGAGGAACUCCGAUGUGCUGGAAAUCCUCAGAAAGACCAGGUUUCCAAUGGUCUAUGGGCAGUAUGAGCGUUCACCAGAAACAAUCUUAGAGCAUGAUCGAAUCAUCUGGCUCGGGGACCUAAAUUACCGAAUCGCGCUUUCCUAUCGGUCAGUGAAGGCCCUUGUCGAGAUGCGCAAUUGGAAAGCCUUGCUAGAGAAAGAUCAGCUAAGGAUCGAGCAAAGAGGCGGAAGAGUAUUUGUUGGGUGGAAUGAGGGGAAUAUAUAUUUCCCACCAACAUACAAGUACUCAAACAAUUCUGAUAAGUAUGCUGGAGAUGACAUGAGCCAGAAGGAAAAGAGGAGAACCCCCGCAUGGUGCGACCGUAUUUUGUGGUACGGAAGAGGCCUUGGUCAACUGUCAUACGUACGAGGUGAAUCUCGCUUUUCGGACCAUAGACCGGUCUACAGCGUCUUCAGUGCAGAAGUGGAAUCAAUCAAUCAUAGCCGGAUCCAAAAGAUGAGUUGCUCAAGUUCUCAACUGGACAUCGAAGAACUGUUGCCUUACUCAUAUGGAUACACUGACAUCAACCCAUAUGGAUACACGGACCUAAACUUCUACUGA